This is a messenger RNA of Pristis pectinata (smalltooth sawfish), 1384 nucleotides long. RefSeq names its product replication factor C (activator 1) 3 (gene rfc3). Bases 80 to 1150 code for a protein of 356 amino acids. The transcript has 9 exons. Gene Ontology annotation, biological process: DNA-templated DNA replication; DNA repair. The record is from RefSeq and is a predicted model, not a curated record. Lineage: Eukaryota; Metazoa; Chordata; Chondrichthyes; Rhinopristiformes; Pristidae. Gene Ontology annotation, molecular function: DNA clamp loader activity; DNA binding; ATP hydrolysis activity. Gene Ontology annotation, cellular component: nucleus; DNA replication factor C complex.
UUGACGUGACGUGAGUUGAAGGGAGAGCGCGGGGAAGGGUUGGCGGUUCGGGGUUAGAAGCGCGGGUCGCGGCACCAAGAUGAGCCUGUGGGUGGAUAAGUACCGGCCGACGUCCCUUAGCAAGCUGGACUAUCACAGGGAGCAGGCCGGCCAGCUCCGUAACCUGGUCCAAUGUGGUGAUUUCCCUCAUUUGCUGGUAUAUGGGCCUUCAGGCUCAGGAAAGAAGACCAGGAUAAUGUGUUUGCUUCGUGAACUUUAUGGCGCAGGAAUAGAGAAACUAAGGAUUGAACAUCAAACAAUUACAACACCAUCUAAAAAGAAACUGGAAAUAAGCACAAUAGCAAGCAACUAUCACCUUGAAGUGAAUGCAAGUGAUGCUGGGAACAGUGACCGAGUGGUUAUUCAAGAACUAAUUAAAACAGUAGCACAGUCUCAACAACUUGAGACAAGUACACAGAGAGACUUCAAAGUUGUAUUACUGACAGAAGUUGACAGACUAACAAAGGAUGCCCAGCAUGCGCUGAGGAGGACAAUGGAAAAAUACAUGUCCACGUGCAGAUUAAUUCUUUGCUGUAACUCAACAUCAAAGGUUAUUCCUCCUGUUCGUAGCCGAUGUCUUGCAGUCCGUGUUUCUGCACCCAGCAUUGAGGAAAUUUGUCAUGUGCUAAGUGGAGUUUGCAAGAAAGAAGGCCUCAUACUUCCUCAAGAAUUGGCUCGGAAUAUUGCUGAAAAAUCUGAUCGGAAUCUGAGGAAAGCAUUGCUUAUGUGUGAAGCUUGCAGGGUUCAGCAAUAUCCAUUUUCAGCAGAUCAAGAUAUUCCUGAGACAGACUGGGAAAUUUAUCUCAGAGAAACCGCUAAUGCCAUUGUCAGCCAGCAAACCCCACAAAGGCUGCUGGAAGUCCGUGGACGGUUGUAUGAGCUACUGACCCACUGCAUACCCCCUGAGAUAAUAAUGAAGGGCCUCUUGAUAGAGUUGUUAAACAACUGCGAUGGUUUACUUAAAGGGGAGGUUGCACAGAUGGCUGCCUACUACGAACAUCGUCUGCAGCUUGGCAGCAAGGCCAUCUAUCACCUGGAAGCAUUUGUGGCUAAAUUUAUGGCUAUUUAUAAACAAUUCAUGGAAGAUGGUUUGGAAGCUAUGAUGUUCUAAUAAACAUCCUGUGUUUAAAUAUGUUCUUCAACUUUGAAACAAUAUGAAUAUAACUGGAUGAAUCUUUGUAUGCUUUGGAAACUAAUCCAAAACUCGUAAUACACUUUAGGUUUACUCUGAAUAAAUCUAGCCUAACUUUGCACAAACCUGUUUUGUCCCAAUAUAGCAAUACACAACCUGAUAAGGCUGAUGUAAAUAAUUGCCUGAAUCCAUAAUAAACAGGAUUUUAAUGAA